Diaporthe citri is the source of this 1227-nucleotide messenger RNA. RefSeq lists its product as uncharacterized. Lineage: Eukaryota; Fungi; Ascomycota; Sordariomycetes; Diaporthales; Diaporthaceae. The record is from RefSeq and is a predicted model, not a curated record. The coding region runs from base 1 to 1227 and encodes 408 amino acids. Gene Ontology annotation, cellular component: endomembrane system. Gene Ontology annotation, molecular function: acyltransferase activity. The transcript is spliced from 3 exons.
AUGGCAGCCCAGCUUCGCCAGAGGCCCGUCGCCACGGCAGAUGAGGUGCCCGGCCCCGAGCUGGCACCGGCCUUGGCCGACGAGCACCGCGCAACAGACGUCGCACAUCCCUCCGGCAAGAGGAAGAAGAGCCAGCUCAUGCAAUGCAUCAACAUCACCCAGUUUAUCGGCGCCCCUCUCUACAUAAUCAGCCGCGAUGUCUAUUACGCAUACAUGGCCCUCACCAAGGAGUCCUUCGGCCUCUUGAUAACCACCAUGACAAAGAUCUGGGGCCCCACCACCAUACGCAUAAGCGGCGAUCACUCUGUCGCCGGCCAGAUCAGGCGCACCCCCGACGGCCGCGUCCAGUUUGCCUUUCCCGAGCGCAUCGUCAUGAUCGCGAACCACCAGAUCUACACCGACUGGCUAUACCUGUGGUGGGUCGGCUACGCCAACAUGCCCCAGAUGCACGGCUACAUCUAUAUCAUCCUGAAGGAAUCCCUCAAGUACAUCCCCGUCAUCGGCACCGGCAUGAUGUUCUACGGAUUCAUCUUCAUGUCCCGCAAGAUGGCCGUCGACCAGCCCAGGAUGGCCUACCGCCUCAACAAGCUCAGGACCGCCCACACCGCCCCCGAUGGUUCCUCCUUCCUCAACCCAAUGUGGCUGCUCCUGUUCCCCGAGGGCACCAACUUGUCCGGUAACGGCAGGGACAAGUCGGCCAGGUGGGCGGAAAAGGCCGGCGUCAAGGACUGCAAGCACAUGCUGCUCCCUCGGAGCACCGGCAUGUACUUUGUGCUCAAGGAGCUCAGGGGCUCCGUUGAAUAUGUCUACGACUGUACUGUUGCGUAUGAGGGCAUCCCCCACGGGAGGUACGGCGAAGAGUUCUUCAGCCUGUCCAGUACUUAUUUUCAAGGCCAAGCGCCCAAGUCCGUCAACUUCUAUUGGCGCCGUUUUCGCGUCGAUGAGAUGCCGCUGGAUGAACCGGAGAAGUUCGAAACCUGGCUGCGGGAGAGAUGGUACGAGAAGGAUGCGCUCUUGGAGACUUAUACGACCACGGGCCGCUUCCCACGGCUGCCCACCGAACCUGGGAAGGCCGACACCGAAGUGCCCGACUUUAUCGAGACUGAAGUAAGAACCAAGUAUUGGUGGGAGUUCCUCAGGAUAUUUGUCGUUAUCGGUAUCUUCGGCCUUCUAGGGAACCUGGUCGUAAAGUUUUGGUAUAGGAUGUCGCGCAUUGUUUCUUUGUAA